UAAAGCCCACAGUCGUCCGCUGCUCUUGUGUUUGUCUUGAAAGCAAUCAUGUUGGCGACUCUCGUGAAGUUAGACCUGGCCUCUGUAGGCCUGGCUCUGUUUCUGGGCUUGAUCUUUCUGGUUCUGUUCGAGAUCAUCAGGAUUAAUUCCUACAGAAAUCGAACUCCUCCUGGUCCCAGACCUCUGCCGUUUGUGGGUACCUUACCAUACUUUCUGAAGAACCCAAUGGCGUUUCUGAGAUCAAUGCCUCAGUAUGGAGAGAUGGCCACGGUGUAUCUCGGGAGGAAGCCAGCGAUACUCCUCAAUACAAUCCAGGUCACGAAGGAAGCCCUGGUCCAAAAUGCUUCAUCUUUUUCAGGAAGGCCACCUGUACCACUUCCAAACUGGAUCAGUAAUGGAUAUGGCAUAAUAAUGGUCACAUUUGGUCACGCCUGGAGGCAGCAGAGACGGUUUGCUUUGCACACACUCAGGGACUUUGGCCUGGGAAAGAAGUCUAUGGAGGAACGCGUGACAGAGGAAAGCAGCUAUCUGCUUUCUGAAAUGCUCAAAUCAGAAGGCAAGCCUUUCGACCCCCAACAUGCAAUAGAAAAUGCUGUUUCCAACAUUAUCUGUUCCAUCGUUUUUGGGGAUCGGUUUGACUACGAUAACAAGCGUUUCGCCUACCUUCUGCAAAUCCUGAAGGAGAACAUCAAUUAUUCAGGGUUAAUUGUUGGGCAGGUGUUUAACUUGCUUCCCAUCAUCAAGCAUUUCCCAGGGCCACACCAGAAAAUCUAUCAGAACGGCGAAGACUUGAAGGCUUUCUUCAGGGAAUCAGUCAAAGCGCACCGAGAAACUCUGGAUCCAGACAGUCCUCGAGACUUCAUUGAUGCCUACCUGCUGGAGAUUGAGAAACAAAAGUCCAACGAGGACUCCACGUUUCAUGAGGAGAACAUGAUUAUGUCAAUAGCUGAUUUAUUCCUGGCUGGAACCGACACCACAGCGACCACCAUCAGAUGGGGGAUCAUCUACUUGACACAAAACCCAGAUGUACAAGAGCGAUGUCAUGAGGAGAUCGUUCAGGCGUUGGGUUACGACCGCUUUCCCAGCAUGGAUGACCGUGACAAACUACCGUACACAUACGCCACUGUUCAUGAGUUUCAGCGCUUUGGCAACAUUGUACCAACUAGCGUGAUUCAUGAAACAACCCAGCCCACAAAACUACGAGGAUACGACCUUCCCAAGGGCACCGAGAUACUGACCAACUUAACGGCAAUUUUAACUGAUAAGGAGCACUGGAAGUAUCCAGACACUUUUAACCCAGAGAAUUUCUUAGACGAUAAUGGAAAAUUCUUCAAACCAGAGUCUUUCCUCCCUUUCUCAUUGGGUCCGAGGGUAUGUCUCGGUGAGACUCUUGCUAAGAUGGAGCUCUUCCUCUUCGUCACUUCUCUCUUGCAGCGGAUUCGUUUCUCCUGGCCACUUGGUGAGCAGCAGCCAGACAUGAAUGGCAUUGUUAGUGUGAUCCGCUCUCCUCAGACAUACAACAUCAUCUGCCACAGCAGAGGCUCCUAAGAUUGACCAUCAGGAACCUUUCCUGCAUUCAUGGAGUUUCCAAAGCUUCUGGAGCUGAUUUAGACAGCUUUAAAACUUGAUGUUAAUGUUUUAGCUAAGGAAUUAUAUUCUAGAUUAAUAGUUAUGGGUGCUGU
Messenger RNA from Pimephales promelas (fathead minnow), 1682 nucleotides. RefSeq names its product cytochrome P450 2B4. The record is from RefSeq and is a predicted model, not a curated record. NCBI's taxonomy places the organism in Eukaryota, Metazoa, Chordata, Actinopteri, Cypriniformes, Leuciscidae. Gene Ontology annotation, biological process: xenobiotic metabolic process. Gene Ontology annotation, cellular component: cytoplasm; intracellular membrane-bounded organelle. Gene Ontology annotation, molecular function: heme binding; oxidoreductase activity, acting on paired donors, with incorporation or reduction of molecular oxygen, reduced flavin or flavoprotein as one donor, and incorporation of one atom of oxygen; iron ion binding.